AUGAGGAAUAGGUAUAGAAACACGGAUUCUUCCAUCAAAGCCGGGGAUUUGAUCUUGACAGAGCAACCCUUUGCUUUUGUUUUAUCGUCCAAAGAGCAAGGGAGCCGGUGCGAUAAUUGCCUGGAAAAGGGCAAAGUACUGAAAUGUUCAGGAUGCCAGUUUGUCUACUACUGCGGGCGAGCGUGCCAGAGAGAUGCGUGGGGUGAUCACAAGUGGGAAUGCGCAAACUUCAAGCGUGUGGCUCCUAAAGUCCUGCCGGACGGAGCUCGCAUGCUGGCUAAGAUCAUCAACCGGCUGUACCGAGGUGACGGCCAUUCAUUCCGCUCCUUCUACUCCGGCACUUCCUUCAGAAUGUGGAAGGAUUUGAUGUCACAUUAUUCAGACUUGAAAGCGGAUACGAAGAGGAUGGAUCACUUCACGUCGCUCUGCGUGGUGCUGUACGAGUUCCUAAAAGACAUAUCACUGCCGAACACUGUGGAACUCAUGGGACUGUAUGGGAGGAUGGUAAUAAACAGCUUUAUGAUUCUGGACAUCGAUAUGAACUCCAUUGGUACGGGUAUUUACUUGGCUUCUUCUAUCCUGGAUCACAGCUGCGAUCCGAAUGCGGUGGCCAUCUUUGACGGCAAGACUAUCAAUAUCAGAGCCAUUAAGGACAUGCCUUGCUUGGAUUGGAAUCAGAUGCGAAUAUCCUACAUAGACCUAAUGAAGACUCCCUACGACAGACAGACGGAGCUGCUGCAGAACUACUACUUCUUAUGCCAGUGUGACAGGUGCAUUGAUGAAAAUCAAAUAAAACACGUGCAUGGCGCCAUUUGUUUAAACAAGCAAUGCAAUGAACCGGUCUCAAUACCUUGGAAAGAAGACUGUCUACUCGUCAGAAGACCGGAAAAGACCGAGGUCAGUGAACCGUCAAAUAGUAGACCGGAGAAGCUAGAAGAAAAUUCCACAGAUUUAGUUGAAAUAGAAGAAAAUGGUGUGGAUGAAAAAGAUGCUUUGCAUUGUAAGGAAUGCGGGACGAAGUAUACGGAGAAACAUGUCGAUGUCUUCGUGAAGACCAUGGAGUUCACACAUGUGCAUUUACAGAAUAUGGAGAGAGCGUCCGUGGCUUAUGUCGAUGUAUGUCAGUACUGCCUAGAUAGACAGGAGGGUGUGCUGCACCCACUCAACGUGAUGCACGCUCAGACCCUGGACCAUGCCUUCGACGCGCUCAUACAAGUGCAGCUGUGGGAGAAAGCUUGCGUGUACGCUGAGAAACUCAUUCCCUGCUUUAGAUUCUACUACGGCGACAGAAACCCUCUGCUUGGUCUGUUACACCUGAAGUACGGAAAGAUACUCCUGUUCAAAAUGGACAUUGAGAAAGCGUUAGCCCAGUUGAAAUGUGCUGAAAAAAUAAUAAAAAUGACACAUGGCGAUAGACAUCCUCUUUACAAAGAACAAUUACUGCCUUUACUACAACAAGCAAUAAUGGAGUCUUGA
Spodoptera littoralis (African cotton leafworm) is the source of this 1476-nucleotide messenger RNA. NCBI's taxonomy places the organism in Eukaryota, Metazoa, Arthropoda, Insecta, Lepidoptera, Noctuidae. The record is from the annotation of a GenBank genome assembly.